AUGGGAAUGCAAAACCCGUCUAAGUCUAACCUGGACACCUACUGCAAAAUAAUUGAAUGGAUGCUGACGUCUGGAGCAGAUCCUUGGCUGACUGGACCCGAAACCACGUUCACUUUCCCGCUCCAGAACUACUUCAAUGUUCCGGUCUCUGGUCAUUCAGCCAUUUCCCUUGCUGUCGAACUACUGCGGCUGUCUCAGAAUCCGAAGGUUGCGCAAGACAUGCGCUCAACGUACAAACAAUACCUUGACAGAGUCUUGUCUCUGCUUGCUGUGAAGGCGGACAACAGAAAGUGUACACAGGUUGGAUCGGGCGUUCUCCAGCGAUGGAUCCAGAUUCGGCACUUGACCGACACUCAUACGAUUACCUUUGAGGCAGCAGAUGGUGCAGUUACCUGCCAUGACAGCAUGCUAAUGGCAACCUCUCCAGUUCUGCGGGCCAUGAUCGGUUCUGAUAUGAUGGAGCGUUCUCGCGGAACUAUAACGCUGGACAAGCAAUCUUCUGCCAGCUUGUCGCUACUCAUGGACAUGCUCUACACGGGGUCCACAUGCCUGGAUUCAGAUCCGAAGAUUGUGCUUGAAGCGCUGGAGUUGGCCCAUCGCUGGGACGUGCGAGACGUGGUGCAAGCACUUGCAGGGCGUCUUCAAGAUAUGAUUUCCAUAGAAUCUUUGGUCUCCAUCACAGAAGCUUCCAAGCGUCUGGGCUUGGAGGACCUCCAUCGUUCCUGCGAUGCUUUCGCAGCAAGGGUGAAUGUCAGGUGGCGGUGCAGCUACUCGUUGAUCGCACAAGAGACAGUUUCUCGUCCCUAG
Messenger RNA from Symbiodinium natans, 807 nucleotides. The record is from the annotation of a GenBank genome assembly. Lineage: Eukaryota; Dinophyceae; Suessiales; Symbiodiniaceae.